Periconia digitata is the source of this 2449-nucleotide messenger RNA. NCBI's taxonomy places the organism in Eukaryota, Fungi, Ascomycota, Dothideomycetes, Pleosporales, Periconiaceae. The record is from the annotation of a GenBank genome assembly.
UGUUGUCCUCCAGACGUAAACAGAGGGCGGCCCGCCCAGCCAAGACCCACCGCAGUGUAGAACCACCGACACGUAGACUGAUGGAUCCAUCCUUCGAACACCCCCAUCUCUAGACUCUGCCCUAGGAGAAAGAGACUCAUCGCUGUGCAAAGCGUGCUGCCCGCGAUUCCGAAAUCCCAUUGUCGCAGCCAAUGUAGCCGUACACGUUGCAGCGCCGAACCGAUCAGAACUGAGCGAGCGGCGCCGCAUCUUCGCCGUAUCGUGUCGCAUCGCUCGCAGCCUCACGAUGCCGCUCGUCACCCCUUCGAGGAUCGUCUCUGGCGUGAUCUCAUUGCUGUUUCUCUUGCUGCUGUGGAGAUAUGGCAUGCCUGAGGAUAUAUCCUCGUACAAACAACCUAUCCUCGGCCACGACGAUAAUCCGCAUUUCCCCCUUUCCGAGUCGCUGGCGUCGUCGCAUGAUAAGACGGGAGGCUCUGGCGGCGAAGACAUCAUAUCGCCGCCUCCGUUCGAUUCGACACAAUCGCCUUCUCCGCUCGGUUCCAAUGCAGAAGCCGAGAAGAAGCCUUCCCACAUCACGCCAAAUACGUUGUGCCAAGAUGUCCGCGGCGCAUCUUCCGUCAUGAUCGUGCUUCGAACAAGCAAGGUCGAGCUCGAAAAGAAUAAUCUCCCAGCACAUUUGACCAAGCUCCUUGAGUGCGCUCCAAACGUGGCAGUAUAUAGCGAUCAUGUCUCCUCCCUCUCCACUACCACAACCGGCCCGAGCAUUCCCGUCCGCGAUGCCCUCUCCACCAUUGCGCAAAGCACAAAGGACAAGCACGACGAGUUUCGCCCGUACGACAAGAUGCUGUCAGAUAACUCCUACACUAGUUCUCCACAAUAUGCUUCAGCGCUCGACAAGUGGAAGUACCUGCCCAUGAUUUACGAUGCCUUCACGAACUCUCCCAAGCACAAAUUCUAUCUUUUCCUCGAACCUAACACGAGCAUCACCUGGACGAAUCUUCUACAAUGGCUCGACCGCCUCGAUUCGCGCAUCCACUACUAUGCCGGCGCCCCCUCCACUAGUCCAGACACGAAAGUCCGUUUCGCGCAGUCCAGCGCCGGGAUCCUCCUCUCGUGGGGCGCUCUACGCCGAUACGCGAAGUCAUACGAAGAGCGAUACGCUACAGAGUGGGAAUCACAUGUAGGGAAGGAAUGCUGUGGGGAAAUCGCACUGGCAAACGCCAUGACCGAUUCAGGCGUCGAAUUCAUUUCCUCGUUUCCAAUCCUACAGACCCAGUCUCCGAGCACACUUCAAUGGUCUGAGCGGCAUUGGUGCUCGCCGAUGGUCUCAUGGGGCUCCACCGAGGAGGAGGAUGCCAGUAAGCUGCAGGAUCUUCAGCAAAAGUGGACUGUCAAAAGAGGUUGGACAACGCCGCUCCUCGCGCGGGAUGUAUUUGAGGAGGUCGUGAUGCCGCGGUUGACCAAGAUCAAAACCGAAUGGGAUAACGAAGUUGGCGACACCGUCAUCAGAGGCGAACCUGGAUUCAAAGAGAAAGAAGAAGAACGCAAAAAGAACGAAGCCGAAUCCGAAAAAAAGAAACAGCAAGAAAAGGAAGAGGAAGAUCGCAAGAAGAAACAGGAAGACGACGAAGCAGCAGCGAGAGAAAAAGAAGAAAAGGGCAAUAUAAACCCGCUCCGAUUUCACCGUCGCGCCCCUUCAAAUACCACUUCAGUAUCGUCUACCGCAAAACCAUCUCCAACACCCCCUCCCCUCCGCCUCGCCGCUACCUCUGUCACCGCAUGCGAAGAAGUCUGCCAACUUGCAUCCGACUGCCUACAGUGGCGCUACACCCCCUCCGGCGAAGGCGAAUGCCAUCUAGGAAAAUCGGUUCGCCUGGGCCGGUCUACUAAAAAGUCACCCCCUUCGCAACACGAACCGCGUUCCCCAGCCCCAGCUCACCCCGGCGUCGGGAAAGACAAAGACGAGAAUAAGGAAAUAGAGGAUCUCAAAAACAGCGAGAGAGAGUGGACGUCUGGCUGGAUCGUAGAGCGCAUCGAAAAGGUUACGAAAGCCUGGAAAGGGUGUGAGGGUACAGCGGAUUGGAGGUUUAAUGGUUGAAAUCAUCGCGGGUGGUUUUGUAUAUGAAAUGGGCCUACCUCCUGCUUUUUGAGGGGCUUCUCACAAGCGAGCAUGCGGUGUUUUCCCGAUGUAGAGGAAGGGUAGACUUUUGUUGCAUAUACCCUGCGGGAAGGCAUGAUUGGAUUAGUGUCUUAUGGGAUGGUGCUUGUUUGAUAGAUAAGAGGGUUUGGUAUACUGGAGUGCUUGGGUUCUGUUUUUAGCGUGUAUAGGGAUAGGUCAAUGAAAUGCCAAUCUUUCGAAUUCGUUAUCUUGUAUCAUGUGUGUGACAGUAAAUCUGCUCAUUAUAUGCUAUGCCUUCACUGUGGAAAAGACCAUCAUUCUCGUACAAUC